UCAUCUUCACCACAUUAAUUCAUCCAAUCCAAGAGAAUUAAAAAAAAGUAUGAAUAAGUCAACUUUUCUUCUUCUUGUUUCUCUUCUACCUUCCAUCUUCUUCCUCCUCUCGGGAGCUUCCAACGGCCAGUGGCAGCUCCUACAAAAGAGCAUAGGCGUAGUGGCCAUGCACAUGCAGCUUCUGAACAACGACCGAGUCAUCAUCUACGACCGCACCGACUUCGGCCUAUCCAACCUAACCCUUCCCAGUGGCAAGUGUCGCUACGACCCCACCGAGAUGGCUCUCAAAAAAGACUGCUCCGCUCACGCAGUCGAAUACGACGUCGCAUCCAACACCUUCCGUGCCCUCUUCAUCCAAACCGACGUCUGGUGCUCCUCCGGCUCCGCCGUCGCAGACGGCACACUCAUCCAAACCGGCGGCUACGGGGACGGCGAACGUAAAGUAAGGCACUUCGUUCCAUGCGAAAACUGCGACUGCGACUGGCAAGAGAUCGAUAACGCCCUCCUCGUUAAACGAUGGUACUCCACCAAUGUGCACUUGCCUGAUGGACGACAAAUUAUAAUCGGAGGAAGAAGAGAGUUUAACUACGAGUUUCAUCCUAAGACACACACUAAGCAUAAAAGACCCUACUAUUUACCUUUUUUGCUUCAAACCAAUGAUAAGGGCGUGGAGAACAACCUUUACCCGUUUGUUUUUUUAAACGUGGAUGGAAAUCUUUUCAUUUUCGCUAACAACCGCGCCAUUCUGUUUAACUACAAAAACCGUAGGGUAUUGAGAACGUACCCAGAGAUACCAGGAGGAGAUCCUAGGUGUUAUCCUAGUACAGGUUCCGCGGUUUUGCUUCCUUUGAGAAACUUAGAAGCAGCGACUGUCGAGGCUGAGGUUUUGAUCUGCGGUGGGGCCCGCAGGGGGGCUUUUCAGCUUGUGCGCAAAGCUGUGUUCUCCCCAGCCAUGGAUUCUUGCGCCAGGAUUAAGAUUACCGAUCCCAAUGCCACGUGGACGGUCGAGACCAUGCCCAGAGGGAGGGUCAUGAACGACAUGCUCAUGCUCCCCAACGGCCGCGUUUUGAUUAUAAAUGGAGCCUCAUUGGGAGUGGCCGGGUGGGAGAUGGGCAAAAACCCGGUUCUCGAACCGGUUAUUUACAAACCAAACAGUCCGGUUGGCUCACGGUUCAUCUUGCAAACCGCGAGUGAUAUUCCUAGGAUGUAUCACUCAACCGCGGUUUUGGUUCGCGAUGGAAGGGUUAUCGUUGGUGGCAGCAACCCUCACGAGAAGUAUCGAUUUUUUAACGUGACAUAUCCUACGGAGUUGAGGUUAGAGGCGUUUUGGCCUUACUAUUUGGACGCACAGUAUGCUAACGUGCGUCCGAUGAUUGUAGAGCCUGUUUCGCAUGCCAAUGUGACGUAUGGUGAAAAGUUUAAGAUGAGUAUCAAGGUGAAUGGGACGGUCGUGCCCGAGUUGUUGACGGUUACGAUGCUGGCGCCGCCGUUUAACACGCACUCUUUCUCCAUGAAUCAGAGGCUGCUGGUGUUGUCCAUUGGAAAGCUUAAUGUUGGUGGAAAAUCGAGUUGUGAAUUUGAGGUGACGGCGCCGGCUUCCGCCGUGCUUGCACCACCCGGGUUUUAUUUGCUAUUUGCGGUUCAUCAAGAUAUUCCCAGCGAGGGAAUUUGGAUCAAGAUACAGUGAUUUCUUUGUGUUUCUUUCCAUCGGAAAAGAUUGUGCGUUUUAAUUAUCAUUUAGUAGUGAUCUAAAAGCAUUUUUUUUAGAAUUCAAUUGAAUUGAGGGACCAU
Messenger RNA from Cajanus cajan (pigeon pea), 1791 nucleotides. Its product is annotated as aldehyde oxidase GLOX. NCBI's taxonomy places the organism in Eukaryota, Viridiplantae, Streptophyta, Magnoliopsida, Fabales, Fabaceae. The record is from RefSeq and is a predicted model, not a curated record.